Messenger RNA from Bemisia tabaci, 2153 nucleotides. RefSeq lists its product as uncharacterized. Gene Ontology annotation, biological process: regulation of transcription by RNA polymerase II; developmental process. NCBI's taxonomy places the organism in Eukaryota, Metazoa, Arthropoda, Insecta, Hemiptera, Aleyrodidae. Gene Ontology annotation, molecular function: DNA-binding transcription factor activity, RNA polymerase II-specific; protein dimerization activity; RNA polymerase II transcription regulatory region sequence-specific DNA binding. The record is from RefSeq and is a predicted model, not a curated record.
GAGACGGGGUAUGAUUCAGUUAAUUAGGGCACUCCACUUUGUUUUCCUUCGCCCCCGCUCAGCUACGAUCAGCACCUGAUUGCUCCCGCUGAUUUCGCGCCUGAUCGAGCUCUGCAAUCGCCUUUUUUCGCCCGAAGUCUUUAUCAUUUCCAGCUUGUUUUUCUCCGGUGAUUAGUGUUUUCCCCAUUGUUUGAAAUACUUUUUUCUUCGUUUUAAAUUAAUUUAAAUUUAGUGCCGGACUUUUUCAUCAUUCCGCAUUGACUUUUUUCCAGAUCAACUUUGCCGUUUUUUUCCUUUCCCGCCUGUGAAUUGAUUAAACCUGUGAAAAUACCGAGUUUUUCCGCGAUUCCGAAUCCAAUAUUGUCGAUCGCCUUUCCCUUUCAUUCGUCUCGAAGUUCGAAAGUUUUCAAGAUCGGUGCGUGCCAAAAUCUCUUUCGCAACUUCUUAUGAUAUUGUGUUGGCUCCAGCGUAUCCACGAAUUGUUAUCAGUUUAAUUUUCUCCGAGAUUGGCGCAUAUUUCGUCGAAUUUCGAUAUCUUAUUUCCCUCGGUCAGUUUUAGUAUACAUGACGUCAAAACUGGUGCGUAUGUUAAACUUUCCUCGCCGUUUCGCGCUAAAUUGAUUUUGACUUUGACUUUCUUGAAUGUUUCCAUUCUCUUGGUGUUUCCUUUGUGUUUGUGAUUAAUUUUUUCAAAGUAUAAUAGUCGAAAAACUUUGCGUUUUGUGCCUACUCUACAUUCCGCCAGCGAUGAAUCAAGUUAUGAGUUACAACAGUUACAACCCGAUCAUCAACCCGAUGAGUAACACGUACAGUCCACCCGUCACCCCUACUCGCCCUUGUGACCUCUCGUACUUCCCAACUGGACCCAGAUCUGAUUUCGGCAUAUCCUUCGACGGUCAGGCGCAAUACGGCGAAACUCUGUCAAAGUGGGUGCCAGAUCCGAGCCCGAACGAGAAACGACACAAGAACUACCCGACCCCGAUGACGUCAGAGGACAAGCCGAUGUGCGGGUCCCUGUACGGCGAGCCCUCGCCCAUCUUCGGGGAGGCCAAGUUCGGCGGGCCCUCCAGCUCCGAGAUGGACGAAUCCGAGGGCUACGACGAGGCCAAGUUCACCGACUCCAACAACAGCAACCUCGAGUUCGCCGACUCCCCCGAGUUCGACAGGAGUCGCCCCGACGAGACCUACGACGAGAAGUACGCCGUCAGGAUCAACAACAACAACAAUCUCGAGUACGACAAGCGGGUCUAUCAAUCCGACAGGUACGUGAGCCCAACAGACGACUACUUCCAAGCGAACUUCACCUACACGCCGCACCCGCACGUGGCGCCCAAACUGGAGAUCUACGACAUGGACCGGGAGCUGGACCCCUACGCCGCGGCCUCCUCGCAGCUCUACCCGCAGCCAAGCGGGGCGGUGUCCUUGGUGGGGGCCCCUGGGGCCCUCCAGAUCCUCGACGGACCGCCGCCCCCGCGGAAGCGCAACACGGCCAACAAGAAAGAAAGGAAGCGGACCCUGACGCUCAACAAGGCCUUCUCCCUCCUCCGGGCAUGCAUCCCCAACGUCCCGACGGACACGAAGCUCUCCAAGAUCAAGACCCUCAAGCUGGCCAAGGAGUACAUCAUCUUCCUCCUCGAGACCCUCAAAAGCUCCGACCCCAAGGCCUGGGCCGAGGGCUUCAAGGCAGACAAGGCCCUCUACUCCCCCCGCAAGAGCCAGCAGUUCAAGACCACGCUCAAGGCAUACAAUGAAAAUACUGAUGCGAAUCAAGUAACAGAGGCUCGAAAAUCCAAAGGGCGCACUGGCUGGCCUCAAGACGUAUGGGCUUACGAACUGAAGCCCCAACAAUUCUCUUCACCACCUCCCGUCAGAAUUUAAGGGAUGUUAAAUACCGCUGGAUCCCAAAAAUUUACUCUGUACCGCAAAGUUACCCGUGCAUUGUCAUAGUCUGUGAACCAAAAGAAUUACAAAAUAUUUUAGUGUUUAGGUGACAAGGCAAAACUUUAAUCCACGACUUUUCUGUUCAUCAUGCACAAAUGGUGGAGCGUGCAAUAUUUUGCCAGUUAUGUAAAUAAUCAGCAGCUUGUAAAAAUCUUCGUUUAAUGGUUUCUGUAAAUAAAUGUUAAUCGAAUCAUUAAGUUCAAAUUCUACGA